This is a messenger RNA of Salvia miltiorrhiza (redroot sage), 1043 nucleotides long. RefSeq lists its product as uncharacterized. The record is from RefSeq and is a predicted model, not a curated record. The coding region runs from base 326 to 796 and encodes 156 amino acids. The transcript is spliced from 2 exons. Lineage: Eukaryota; Viridiplantae; Streptophyta; Magnoliopsida; Lamiales; Lamiaceae.
CCUAAAAUCGUCAGCCCCAUUCGACCGGCGCCGCCACCACUUCCCCCCUCUGUUGGUGGCCGGUGCUCGUCGGCUAUUGUUGGGCGACGUAUUGCAUAUAUUCGGCACGUACAGGGCUCUCUCUCUCCACUGGUCGCCUCUUCGCGUUUCUUCCGAAAAUCCCAAAGUCGCCGGUCCAAUUCGACCACCGCCGCCUCCGCUUCAGUCAAUUUCUGUAUCCCCUUGGUUCGUCGGCUCCAAAUUUCUGGUUUUCGUUGGUUACUGUGAAACCCCUAAAAUUUCACAGAUCUAAGACGAGCGGCCGCCGAUCUCGACCACCGCCGUGAUGAACAACCCAUGGGAGGGUUACCUGAGCGGCACGUACAUUCCAGAUACGGAGGAGGAUUUCUCAAACUGGGGUUCACCUCCAAAGGUGUAUUUCCCUUUCUCGGCGACGUUUUCGGAGGAAGAAGGAGAGUCUGACAUGGUGGAGGAGAUUGAAGCCGUGUGUUCGCCGGUCAAAACCCUAGCUUUGCCGAAAUCCAGGUGGUCUUUGUUUAGGCGUCCUGCCCCCUUGAAAUAUUAUCAAAUGCUGAGCUCUCUUACUGUGGAGACUUUAAUUUCAUAUCCUGAUGAUGUUUCCCUCGUUUGUGAGGAAAAUUGGGACGACGUUGUUCGUUAUUGUGGUCCAGAGGCCCCUGUGAGGAAGCCUGCGUACUCUCCUGCAAUGUUGGUCUUCUUGAAUGGCCUGCUCCCUUUUCCAGAAUAUUGGCAGUCCAUAGUCGCGUCACCGUCCGACGGCAAACGCCGAACUUGACAGCAGCAGCCUGAAUUCUGCCCCGUUUUGGCUUUCCACCUUGGCUGUCUUCAAGAACAAACUGCACGAUCGAGUUUCUAUCGCCUGUUGAUAGAUCUUUUCGCCCCAUUUUUUCUGUUUUUGAAUGGUUUAUUGUGGCAAAAAGUAGGCUGCCACAAUUUCACAGUUUUUGAAGUGUAAUAGCCUUGUGUAGUGAAAUGGCAGAUUUUAUAGAACUUGGCAGUGAAUUUUGGUGGGAAUGUUGAAA